AUGAUAACACUACGGAGAAAUUUAUUCAAAGGAAAACUAAAAACGCCACCAUCACCAUCACCAUCACCAGCACAUUAUGAGUAUUCUAUAACUCCAAAUACUUAUACAUUCAAAGUUCCAUCUUUUAAAAGACCAUUAAAUCCAAUACAAUUAAUAUAUCAAAAAGCAGUAAACUUCCCAUUUGAAACUUCCAUUGAUGAAACAUAUAAAUCAUAUCCUCACAUAACAUCAAAACAACUACUAAAUAAAAAAACAAGACCAAAAGGAGUUAUUAUGACAACAUCUGAUUUCAUUGAAGAUCUGUUAUAUAAUAAAAAUUAUGGAUAUUUUAUGAAAGAAGUUGAAAUUUAUCAUUCAAAACCUUUUAAUUAUAAUCAAGUUGAAGAUAUAGAUGAAUUUAUUGGUGAAUGGAGUAAAUCAUAUUCAAAAUAUUCUAAAUCAUCACAAUUAUGGCAUACACCAACAGAAUUAUUUAAUCCAUAUUAUGGUGAAAGUUUAGCAAGAUAUAUUUUAUUAAAUUAUAAACUUAAUGGGAAUUAUCCUUAUGAAGAUUUAAUCAUUUAUGAAAUGGGAGGUGGUAAUGGUACAUUAAUGUGUAAUAUCCUAAGUUAUAUCAAGAAACAUGAACCUGAAAUAUACACCAAAACUCAAUAUAAAAUUAUAGAAAUUUCAAAUCAAUUAGCAGCAAAACAAAAGGAAUCAUAUACAAAAAAAUUAAAAGAAGAAGGAUUAGAUUCAAAUAUAUUAACAAUAUACAAUAAAUCAAUUUUUGAUUGGGAUCAAAUUGUAGAAGAACCAUGUUUUUUCAUAGCACUUGAAGUAUUUGAUAAUUUUGCACAUGAUAUGAUAGCUUAUGAUAUAAAUAGUGGUGAACCAUUAGAAGGUAAAGUCUUGAUAGAUAAAAAGGGAGAUUUUUAUCAAUUUUUCACUCCAGAAUUAAGUGAUUAUUCAAAUGCAUAUUUACAACUACGAGAGAAUUCUAAAUUUUCAAUACUUGAUCAACAAAAGACAUUUAACGGGAAAUUGGAAACCUUCAGAAGUCUUUUUGGAUCAACUCACCCUUUAUUAGAAUCAACAACCAAACUUAAGAUAAAGAAUCUGAUUUUACCAUUUAAUGAUGAUUUGACUCCACCAGAAUUUAUUCCAACAAGAUUAAUUAAAUUUUUCAAUAUAUUAAAACAUAAAUUUCCAAAUCAUUCAUUAAUCAGUUCAGAUUUUCAUACAUUACCAAACACAAUUAAAGGAUUUAAUGCACCUGUUGUGCAAACAGUACUAAAUAAAGAAACUAUAGAUGUUUCUACAUAUAUGGUACAUCAAGGAUAUUUUGAUAUAAUGUUUGCAACAGAUUUUGAAAUGGCUAAUGAAUUAUAUACAAAAAUAACAGGUAAAAUAUCAAAAAUUAAUACUCAUAAAGAAUUUUUAGAACAAUGGGCAGAUGUUGAUGCAACAACUACAAAAUAUGGAGAGAAUCCAAUGUUAGAUUUUUAUAGAAAUGUUAGUUUUUUAACAAGUUAA
This is a messenger RNA of Lodderomyces jiufengensis, 1515 nucleotides long. RefSeq lists its product as uncharacterized. The record is from RefSeq and is a predicted model, not a curated record. Gene Ontology annotation, molecular function: protein-arginine omega-N symmetric methyltransferase activity. Lineage: Eukaryota; Fungi; Ascomycota; Pichiomycetes; Serinales; Debaryomycetaceae. Bases 1 to 1515 code for a protein of 504 amino acids. The transcript has a single exon. Gene Ontology annotation, cellular component: mitochondrion.